UCAUUCAUUCAUUUAUUACUGUCUUACUUAAAAUUGUUGUUUUGUUUUAAUGUUUGCAUUUUGGUGUAAGUGACAAAUCACUAGCCUAGUUCUGUUAUAUGGAUGGAUACACAGUUAAAUAAACUACUUCAAGAUGAAAGUGAAGAUGAUAUACUUGCUAGAAUCCAAGAAGAAAGUCUCAGAUAUUUUAAUGAGGUUGAACUUCCCAGAAGAGCAGCCGAGCAAAAGGAAAAAGAAAAGAAUGAGGUGAUUGUUCCCAAGCAGCCAGAUGUUUUCCAACCGCAACCUCAUUGUUCAAAACAGGAAGAUCAGUGUAAUGCGUCAUUCACACCUACACCAGCAACGGAUGUGUUCUACCAAGCUCCAGGUCAAGGUGCUGACGGGUUCCAUUUAGCGGCUGGCGAGACUUACGUCUACCCGACCAACUAUCCUGUGAGGCAGUACCAGAAAACCAUCAUCCAUUCGGCUCUCUUCCACAACACCCUCGUCAGUCUGCCAACUGGUCUAGGAAAGACGUUCAUCGCUGCCGUAGUCAUGUACAACUUCUACCGAUGGUUUCCGCAGGGCAAGAUUGUGUUUAUGGCCCCAACGAGGCCGCUGGUGGCUCAACAGAUACGAGCAUGCCAUGAUAUCAUGGCCAUUCCCAUAAAGGACACGAUAGAAAUGACUGGUGCCAUGCAUGCCACUGACCGUCUGCAGCAUUGGAAGUCCAAGAGAGUGUUUUUCUUGACUCCGCAAGUCAUGGCCAAUGACCUACGAACCAAAGCUUGCCCCCCUGCUUGUGGAGCAGCCUUUAAAUGUGUUGUUAUUGACGAAGCUCACCGAGCCACCAAGGAGUACUCUUAUUGCCAUGUCAUCAAAGAACUAGAGACAGCUGGUGCAAUCUUUCGAGUUGUAGCUUUAUCUGCUACCCCAGGAUCAAAUAUUAAAGCUGUGGUUGAAGUUGUACAGAAUCUGAGGAUCGCAAUGUUGGAGCUACGAGGGGAAGAUUCGACCGAUGUCACUCCAUACACACACGCUAAACAAGUUGAACCCAUCUCUCUCACUCUCUCUAAGAAUAUCAUAGAUUUCCGAGAGCAAUACUUACUUAUUUUUGAACGUUAUGCGAAAAGCUUGAGAGAAUCUCGUCUAAUAACGUGUAAUGUUUUGAACAUCACAAAGUUUCAGCUGUUGAAAGCAAGUGAGAAGAUGCGUUCACGGCCUCCUAAUGGGAUGAACAAAGCCAGGGUAGGAGCCAUGAUGUCUGACUUCACUGUCUGUAUGACACUGGCUCAUGGACUAGAGUUGAUACAGACCUACGGGCUGCGGGCCUUCUAUCAGUACUUCACUGCUGGUGAAGACGAGGAAAAUCGGAAAGCAACUUUUACAAGGUUAAGCAGCGACGGAGAUUUCCAGAUUUUUAUGAAUAACUUGCACAAGGCUGUCUCUGCCCCAAUGGAUCAGGUUUGGAGCCAUCCCAAACACGAACGCCUCGUGCAGAUUUUGAAGGAUCAUUUUUGUCAAGCGGAACAGCAAGGCACUGACACCAAAGUCAUUAUAUUUUGUCAGUACAGAGUAGUGGUCAGUGAGUUGUAUGAGCUGUUGCAGAAAACUCAUCCUCUCAUCAAACCAGUCAUGUUCAUCGGACAAGGAGUGGGGAAAGACAGGAGUGGCCUGCCUCAAAAGAAACAGAUAGAGGUGAUGAAGGGAUUUCGCCAGGGCAUCAGCAAUGUGCUUAUAGCCACUUGUGUAGCUGAGGAAGGACUGGACAUCGGCUCAGUGGAUCUUCUGGUGAUGAUGGAGUGUCAGCGGUCACCAGUCAGGCUGGUACAGAGGCUAGGUCGUACAGGACGACACAGGCAAGGGCGGUGUGUGGUGUUGCUGACUUGCGGCAAGGAGGUGCAGAAAUUUAAUGAAGCGAUGGCUACAAGAAAGUCUUUCAUUUCAAUGAUUGAAAAUUCAAAUGUGUUGAAAUCUAGUCUCGUUAGAGAAGAGCCACAAAUGGUACCUCCACACAUAAUGCCGAAAAUGCAAUUGGUCCACAUCAAGGUCCCUGAACGUAUAACGCCUGCUAAAAAGAAGAAGCAGGCUGACAUCCGUCAAGCACUCUUAAACAAGAUUAAUGAAUGUGAUGAAAAAGACCCUGAAGAAUCUCCUUUCCUAGAUCCAGACCAACUGGCUGAAGUGGAGAAAGAACUUGGUGUAACCCAAGUCAAGUUUGAUUCAGUCACUUUUAAAAAUCCGGAAUACCUUUUCAAAAGAAUCAAUGACGCACCAAUGCAACCUGAUGAACUGUUCAGCGCAACGUUCACUCGACAAUCGGAGUACAACGAUUGGAACAGAGUUCUGCACCAGACGUACCUCGUGUUGCACUCCUCCGACACGGAGACUCUGUGCCAUCUGCUACACAAGUCGGAGUCCAUGCUACUCAACAAUCACACAGAUCUCAACUCACAGCAGUUGAACUGCAGCAGUUUAAUCCCUCAGAAAAAGGAAGCGAAGAAAGGCAAAACCAAAACUGAUAAUGUAGCGAAGAAAAAGAAAACUGAGAGAGCAGAGAAGCUCGGAAGAGAUAUACGAGAGUGUAUGGCUCAAGCGGCUGACAAGGUGCGACUGACACAGGAUAAAAUAAGCAGAGAAAAUGAGUUUGUAAGCCAAGGAAACGCAGCAUCUGAUAUUGUUGAAACUUUCCCUGACCCUGUAGUUCUGGAAAUAUCAGAUACUAUGUCAGUAGAGGCUAUCAAAGAGAAGAAAAACACAAGCAAUCAGGAACUAAAAGAACUCAACUGUGUUUUCUGUGACAAAGCUGUGAAACUUUCAAGGAACUACUUGUUAGCAAAGAAGUCUUCAGUUGAUGACAAAUUAUUGUAUGUUAAUUUAAGAAAAAGUGAAUCAUUUGUUAAAAGUAAAAGUUUAUCAAAAGAAGCCAUCGAAAGCAUUAAUAUUGUUGAAAUGUUCAAGGAAGAAUCAAAUUUGGUAGAUAAAAUUAAGAAUAGUCUGCAACGACUUAGGAACAAAGUGAACAAAAUUGGUGAAAAGGCCUCCUCUUCUUUGAUUAGUGUGGAUGACAUUUUUGAUACUGAAGUCAACACUUCACCAAUAUUAGAUUCAAAUUUGGUUCAAAAUCGAAGACCAUCAGGUGACAAUAGACAUGAGGCAAAACCAGAUGUUGAAGAUGAGGAUUUUUUCAACCUAGAUGAUCUUUUUAAAGAGGACGAGGAUGUACAUUUUCAAUCUUUAACACAAAGUACAAAAACGUCAACUCCUAUUAAAGUAAAUGUCACCUUAUCUAAUGGAACAUUUAAUAAAAAUAGUAAUAACAUUUCUGUAUUUUCAAGGACAGAAAAAUCCCAGCAUGAUAGUGUUCAAAAGAAUUCCAUGAGUAACAAGAAUAACCUUCCAGUUGUAAAUUCUGAUCUUUUCUCCUCUCCUCUGAACUUGAAUCCUAGUCAAGGUAAACAAGUGUUCAAAAUUCCUCCGAUGAAGCUGAAAUCAGGACUAUUAUCAAGCCCACAGAGUGUAACUUGUGUUAACAACUUUUCUACUCCUGUGUCGCCAAUUCUAUCAAGCCAAAAAACUACAAACCAAAAUCAUACAAUCUCACCUAUUUUAUCCAGUCAAGUUCUUCCAAGUCACGACUCGCUUUUAUCACCAGUCUUGUCAGGACAGGUCAAUACAAAUAAUCACAACUUAUCACCAAUUUUGUCUAGACAAAUUACUUCUACGCCUAAGGUUGAAAGAAAAGUUUUGUUUAAAGACAAUUCUAGUAAAGCUGACACCGAAACGUCUGAAUUGUGCAAACCUCUGAAACCAGUUGGUAAAUAUUCAGAUGCAGACUUAGCAGAGAUAGAAGCUUUAAAUAUGUUUUCUGCUAGCCAGCUGUUUGAUGAUUCCAGUGAGGAAGAGAAAGAAGAGAAAGAAGAAAAUUUAGAUCAGUCGUCCAUGUACACAAUCAGCCAAAUGGUUGCCAAAGUUUCCUCUUUAGCAGAAAAAAUGAAAAACUCUGCAACAACUGUAGAAAUUAGUAAUCACAAUCAAAAACAAGCUACAGGCUCUUCAAACGCAGGUUUUGAUGACAGCGAUGAUGAUUUUAUAUUUGAUCAAAUCAAUUUAGAUAACUUCUCUUGUCAGAAUCUUUCCACCAAAGAACAGUUAAACAACAAAAGUAAAGAUGGUGAUUCCUUUAAAAUUACAAUGCGCAGUUCAAGUAAGCAAAAUUUGAGCGAUUCUUUAGCAAUUGAAAAGAAUGAAAUUGAAAAAAUAAAGCAGUUGAAAAAUACAAAUAUAUCACAAUGUCUAACCAAUAUGUCUACUAAAGAUGUGUUGAGCUCAAAACAGCCCGAGAAAGACUUUUCUCAGAAAAAUGACGAGUCGUUUAUUUCUUCAAGAUGGUUAACAUGUAUGAAAACUCCAUUGAAAACCAACCAGUCCAAAUCAAAAUCAGUCUCAUUUGCUUCCGAAACUAAACACUUUUCUUGUGAUUCAGAUUCUGAUAGUGAUGUGUUUGAAAGCUCAACAACUAAAAAUAAACCCAAAGUAACAAAUGUUAUGCCUAAACAGAGAAAAGGAAAAUCUGCAAAACUGGGAGCUAGAGCUCAAUUCCUGGAGUUGGAAGCAGACGUUAGCAUGACUGGAGGAGUGAGGUGCUCUAGUGAUGAAGAGAACACGAGUGGACUUGACGACUUAGAGGCGAGCUUCAUCAACGACAUGACAGAGGUUGUGAGCACGUCAGUUGAUCAGACAACCAUCGACAUUCAAGCCAAGUAUCUUGAAUCUGUCAAAAGUCCAAUGAAAAGACCCGGUUUCAAAAUACCGGCCAUGACUGAUUCCAUCUUGGAAAGAGAUGUUUAUUCACAAGCUGUUCCUGAAUAUGACGAUGAUUCAUAUGAAAAUGACUCUUUUUGCUGUGAUGCAAGCCAAAUCCCCAUUGAAGAUGAACCUUCUGAGCUCGAAAUAGCUGAAAGAUUGCUGAAGCAAAAGAGAAAGACAAAGAAAAGAAAACGAAAACCUCGAAAGUCCGAAUCAAGUAGUGAUGAUCCUAACAAGAGUAUUAGCAACGUACUGAAGAAGAAAAGACUCCUUUCAUCUAGUUCUAGCAGUGAGGAUGUUGCUUGGAGUUGUGAAAGAAAUAAGAAAAGGAAACAUGUUUCCUCUCCAGAGUCCAGUCCUAUAAAGGCACACCCCAAGAAAAGACAUAAGAAAAAAAGAAAGGUUCAGUUAUUGACGUCUUCAGAUAGUGACAGUGAUAAAACAAUAUUGUAGUUUAGUUUGUAAAUUGCAGCUGUAAAUAUGUUAUAUUUGUAUU
This is a messenger RNA of Macrosteles quadrilineatus (aster leafhopper), 5284 nucleotides long. Its product is annotated as Fanconi anemia group M protein-like. Lineage: Eukaryota; Metazoa; Arthropoda; Insecta; Hemiptera; Cicadellidae. Gene Ontology annotation, molecular function: four-way junction DNA binding; ATP binding; four-way junction helicase activity. Gene Ontology annotation, biological process: double-strand break repair via synthesis-dependent strand annealing; replication fork reversal; interstrand cross-link repair. The transcript is spliced from 21 exons. The coding region runs from base 103 to 5241 and encodes 1712 amino acids. The record is from RefSeq and is a predicted model, not a curated record.